GGAUCAGUAUGGCUGGCCUUGUGACAUGUGCUCCACUUUUGGUGACUGCAGCAACCUUCUAGGCAAUACCUGUGGAUGCAUCAAUGCACUUCCUCCAAAUAAUACUUACUGCCAGCCACUGUCAGAUCUAAAUCCCUGCCCAACGACAGCACCAACAACUACUCCUCCACUCUUCCGUCAGUACCUUCUUUCUAUAAAGCUGAAAACAACAACAGUUGCAGCUGUAGAAAGACUGAGAAACAUCAGCUACCCCAUCAUCAGCAGCAAUCUACACAUCUCUGAUGUUAACAUCUCUACAGUGUGCUCCCCCUAUAAUACAAGCCACCAGUGCAGAUGUGAGGAUCAGUAUGGCUGGCCUUGUGACAUGUGCUCCACUUUUGGUGAAUGCAGCAACCUUCGAGGCAAUACCUGUGGAUGCAUCAAUGCACUUCCUCCAAAUAAUACUUACUGCCAGCCACUGUCAGAUCUAAAUCCCUGCCCAACGACAGCACCAACAACUGCUCCUCCAGUCUUCCGUCAGUACCUUCUUUCUAUAGAACUGAAAACAACAACAGUUGCAGCUGUAGAAAGACUAAGAAACAUCAGCUACCCCAUCAUCAGCAGCAAUCUACACAUCUCUGAUGUUAACAUCUCUACAGUUUCUAACUGUUGA
Molecule: messenger RNA, 652 nt
Organism: Cyprinodon tularosa
Lineage: Eukaryota; Metazoa; Chordata; Actinopteri; Cyprinodontiformes; Cyprinodontidae
Product: adhesion G protein-coupled receptor F5-like
Exons: 7
Coding region: 26-652 (208 amino acids)
Source: RefSeq, a predicted model, not a curated record